AUGACAGUUUUUUAUCAUGAUGCUCAUUCUAUUAUCCCUUCUCCUGUUGGUCUUCCCGAUGGUGCUAAGGCCAUGGCUACUAAGGAGGGUCGUGUUGUCUUGGCGGAUGACAUUACUCUUGAACAUGUUCUAUUUGUUCCACAAUUGAAUUGCAAUUUAAUUUCGGUGUCUAAGUUGAUUGAUGAUUCUCAUUACUUUGUCCGAUUCACUAAUUCUCUUUGUGCUAUACAGGAUCAAUCCUCGGGGAGCUUAAUUGGAGGUGGUGAAUGGAUAGAUGGACUAUAUUAUUUCCUGCGUAUCCCAAAACUAAACAAACCCGAGACAAUUUUUGAUAGUGAUAGUCGUGCUAGUCGUAUUCUUGAAAUGAUACAUUGUGAUUUGUGGGGACCGUAUAACACGACUUCUACUUGUGGUGCUCAUUAUUUUUUGACGAUUGUUGAUGAUUUUUCCAGUGGUGUUUGGGUUUACUUAUUGAAUGACAAAACUGAAGCAAAGGGUGACAAAUUUGCCCCGCGAAGUCGAAAAUGUGUAUUUGUUGGAUACCCUCAUAGGAAGAAAGGUUGGAAAUGCUAUGACUUAGACACUGGUGACAUUUUUGUAUCUCGUGAUGUGAAAUUUCAUGAGAACGAGUUUCCGUUUAUUUCUCAUGAGGAAUCGGGUUUGGGUGUUGAGGGGGGGUCACCCGAGGUUGUUGGGGUUGAUAGUGAUUUCUUAGAUGACUUGGAGUAUGUUUUGGAGGUUGGAGAAGAGGCCAUUUUGCACGACACUCCUACUAGCCCCAACCACGGCCAGACCGUGGCCUCUCCUGUCCACAGUUCUCCAGUGCUUUCCUUUGCCACAAACACUGCCACCAGCAGCUCUGAUGGGGCGCCUACUGCCUCUGCUACUGUUUCGGACAGUCAUGAGGUGGCUGCUCCGCCUACCACUGAUUUGUCUUCUUCUCUUGUGUUGGACCGUAGUCAACGUCCAAGGCAAGCACCGGGGUGGCAUCGUGAUUAUGUUGCUCACGCUAUAUCUCUUCCUAGUCCAUCUAUCUUUCAAUGUUCAUCGCCUACUCCAUGCUCCUCAGGUACUCCCUAUCCUUUAGCACAUUUUAUGAAUUGUGAUAAAUUUUUUGUGCGACACCGUGUAUUUAUUGCAGCUAUUGACACGGUGGUUGAGCCUCGUAAUUUCAAGGAGGCAAUGCAAGAUGAGGGGUGGAAAGAGGAAAUGCAAAAAGAAAUUGAUGCAUUGGAAAACAAUGGAACAUGGGUAAUGGAAAAAUUACCUCCGGGCAAGAAAGCUCUUGGGUGCAGAUGGGUUUACAAGGUCAAACUUAAUUCUGACGGCACACUCGAGAGAUUGAAGGCUCGUCUUGUUAUCUUUGGUAAUCAUCAGGUUGAGGGUAUUGAUUACAAUGAGACUUUUGCUCCUGAGGCUAAAAUGGUCACUGUUCGGGCUUUUCUGGAUGUCGCUGCUGCAAAGAAUUAG
This is a messenger RNA of Chenopodium quinoa (quinoa), 1470 nucleotides long. RefSeq lists its product as uncharacterized. The coding region runs from base 1 to 1470 and encodes 489 amino acids. The record is from RefSeq and is a predicted model, not a curated record. NCBI's taxonomy places the organism in Eukaryota, Viridiplantae, Streptophyta, Magnoliopsida, Caryophyllales, Amaranthaceae. The transcript has 3 exons. Gene Ontology annotation, molecular function: nucleic acid binding.